AAGGUUCGAGAAGGCGGGUUUAAGCGCACAUCAGAAACAGACAGAGGCAGUAGAAAAUGCAAAUGAAAACCAGUGGGCGUUUCGUUUGGUUCGUUGAAUAAUCGGUCCGAAAACGACAAUCAAAAUUAAAAACGCUGAGCUCCCAUUUUCUUUCACGCUCUUUCGCUUUCAGCUCUCCGAUUACAUAAACGUUGCAACACUCUCCUCAUUGUACCAGAGAUGAGAAGACCUUUCGCUAUGGUUUCCCUUCGUUUCCUUUCGCUCUUCCUCUGUCUCCUCUCUUUUCAGAUCUUCGUUUCUUCGAUUCGAUUGCCCGGUUUGGACCAGGAAUCCAAAGCCACGCAUGGAUCGGUGCUUAGGUUGAAGAGAGGAGUGUCUUCAGUGAAGUUUGAUCCCACGCGGGUCACUCAGCUCUCGUGGAGUCCCAGGGCUUUUCUAUACAAGGGGUUUUUAUCUGAGAAAGAAUGCGAUCAUUUGAUAAAUCUGGCAAAGGAUAAGCUGGAGAAGUCUAUGGUGGCAGACAAUGAGUCUGGUAAAAGUAUAAUGAGUGAAGUCAGAACAAGUUCUGGGAUGUUCCUCAACAAGGCACAGGAUGAAAUAGUUACUGAUAUUGAAGCCCGAAUUUCUGCAUGGACAUUCCUUCCUGUAGAGAAUGGUGAGUCGAUGCAAGUGUUGCACUAUGAGAAUGGUGAGAAGUAUGAACCACAUUUUGAUUACUUCCAUGACAAAGCUAAUCAAGUUUUGGGUGGCCAUCGUGUUGCCACUGUAUUGAUGUAUUUAUCUAAUGUUGAGAAGGGCGGGGAAACAAUUUUUCCCAACUCUGAGGCAAAGUUGUUGCAGCCAAAAGAUGAGAGUUGGUCUGAAUGUGCUCACAACGGAUAUGCAGUAAAACCUCAGAAGGGUGAUGCAUUGUUGUUCUUCAGUCUUCAUCUGGAUGCAACUACGGAUACUAAGAGCUUGCAUGGAAGCUGCCCAGUCAUUGAGGGUGAGAAGUGGUCUGCGACUAAGUGGAUUCACGUGAGUGACUUUGAAAAACCAGUCAGGCAAGUGGGUAGUGGAGGCUGUGUUGAUGAGAAUGAUAAUUGCCCUAGGUGGGCUAAAAUAGGUGAAUGUGAGAAGAAUCCACUUUAUAUGGUUGGUGGUGAUGGAGUCAGAGGAAACUGUAUGAAAAGUUGCAAUGUCUGCUCUUCUUAGGAAGUCUAUACCUUUCUUUGCUCUCAAAUGCAUGUAGAGUUAUAAUACAUUGACAAAUAUAUUGUAUAUAACAUUCAUUUUUGUUGAACUUCAACAUGGAACUAUGCCAAUACAUUUCUUAGCUGUUUUUGAUACU
This is a messenger RNA of Cajanus cajan (pigeon pea), 1330 nucleotides long. RefSeq names its product putative prolyl 4-hydroxylase 7. The record is from RefSeq and is a predicted model, not a curated record. Gene Ontology annotation, cellular component: endoplasmic reticulum. Gene Ontology annotation, biological process: peptidyl-proline hydroxylation to 4-hydroxy-L-proline. NCBI's taxonomy places the organism in Eukaryota, Viridiplantae, Streptophyta, Magnoliopsida, Fabales, Fabaceae. Gene Ontology annotation, molecular function: iron ion binding; L-ascorbic acid binding; procollagen-proline 4-dioxygenase activity.